Molecule: messenger RNA, 1274 nt
Organism: Tachysurus vachellii
Lineage: Eukaryota; Metazoa; Chordata; Actinopteri; Siluriformes; Bagridae
Gene: dtwd1
Product: DTW domain containing 1
Exons: 5
Coding region: 79-1026 (315 amino acids)
Biological process (GO): tRNA modification
Cellular component (GO): nucleus
Molecular function (GO): tRNA-uridine aminocarboxypropyltransferase activity
Source: RefSeq, a predicted model, not a curated record
AACACUUCCUGUGUCAAGUACGAGUGUUUCCGGUGUAUUUCUAAUACAACAGUACGGUAAGCACUGAAUGUGAAGGUGAUGUCUCAAACAGGACAGGAUCUUGGUAAGAAUGUGAAGAAAGAUCAUGGACUUGCUGAUGGAUCAGGGGACAGUGUGAAGAAGAAGAAUGAGGAAGAUGAUGAUGAAGAUCCUCUGCAGGGUUUAGUUCUGUCUCCUCACACUGUGCUGGAUGAAGCUCAUCACACAGGCAGGUUAAAGUGCUCCACCUGUGGCUCCUCCCGCCUCCUCUACUGCUACACCUGCUGCUGCCUGGUGGGACUUAACCCUCAACUCAUCCCCAACAUCAAGCUACCUGUGAAAAUUGACAUCAUUAAACACCCGAAUGAGACGGAUGGGAAGAGCACUGCAGUUCACGCUAAACUCAUCGCACCAGAAGAUGUUUCCAUUUACACGUACCCCUGUAUCCCAGAGCUGGACACACACACACACAAUGUGGUUCUGGUGUUUCCAGGUCCUAACUCCAUGACGGUUCAGGAGAUGGUGGAUUACAUCAGAAAGAACAGGAGAAAAAGAGGAGCAGAGAAAUCAGCUGAGGAGAGAGACACUAAGAAACCCAAGCUGGAGGAGACGAGUGACAGCUCACAGUCACACUCACACACACACUCACACACACACUCAGGCACACAAAUGUCACAGAACACACAGCAAACAGAGGAUCACAUGUGUCAGGUUCAGAGAGUCAUCUUCAUCGACAGCACCUGGAACCAGACCACUAAAAUCAUUAGUGAUGAGCGGCUACAGGAUUUCCCACGUGUGGAGCUAAAAUCAAGGAAAACCUGUUUCUGGCGUCACCAGCGAGGAUCUCCUGACUCAUACUUAGCCACCAUCGAGGCCAUAUAUUAUUUCCUGAAGGAUUUCCACAUCCACUGUUUACAGAGAGAGUACAGAGGAGAGUACGACAAUCUGCUCUUCUUCUACACAUUUCUGCACAAAUUGAUUAGAAAAGCCAAACAGAGCACAGUGUGAGGAGAAUGUCUCAUUAACACACACACACACACACACACAGAUCUAGUGACUCUGCAGUAUUACUAAUGUAUCUUAUGUACAGACCAGGACACAGAGCUGAUGCCGUGUGUUUGCUGUAUUUCUGAGUGUGAUAUAGUGUUGAUGAGUGUGAUAUAGUGUUGAUGAGUGUGAUAUAGUGUUGAUGAGUGUGAUAUAGUGUUGAUGAGUGUGAUAUAGUGUUGAUGAAGAAUAAAGGCCAUUUCUCCUAA